Neurospora tetraspora is the source of this 3055-nucleotide messenger RNA. RefSeq lists its product as uncharacterized. The record is from RefSeq and is a predicted model, not a curated record. The transcript is spliced from 5 exons. Gene Ontology annotation, biological process: regulation of DNA-templated transcription. The coding region runs from base 433 to 2793 and encodes 786 amino acids. Gene Ontology annotation, cellular component: RSF complex. NCBI's taxonomy places the organism in Eukaryota, Fungi, Ascomycota, Sordariomycetes, Sordariales, Sordariaceae.
GCGCGCCCCUAGUUCCCGGUCCCGCAUAGCAGCAGGCCACGGCCGCGCAGUACUACCCAGCACUUCCAAUUUCACAGGUUGCCCAUUACGCAGUCUCGCAGUAGACGCGCCGCGACGGAAAUCUGGACUUAACUUGGUCAACCGUUGCUUACCUAUCACCAAGUCCACCACCACCACAAGAGUCCCCGGCUCUCUUGUCAGGCGACCAAUUCAUCAUCAUCAAGUCGACCGAAAAUUCAGUUCCAAUUACUCGGGCUUCAUAUUCAUCUCUUUAGCGGCAGCUCUUCCGGCCCUGUUACUGACAGUUAGCUUGGAUACCUACCGACCAACUCCCCACCGAGUCGACCUUUGGCUUGGUCUUCGAGACCACACCUCGCUUCCGUCUAAAGAAUCGCCGUACCCAUUGACCCAUAUUCGAUACCUAUCGUCACGAUGCCGACAUCGCGCAAGCGGGCCCUCCAAGAGGCCGACACCAGCAACAAUGCGCAACCUCCCAAGGAGCCAUCCGUACUCCAUCGCAUAAGGAAUAUGUGGCAGUUUGCCAACCUUUUCCAGUUCGUCCUCUUGUUCGGAAAGGCGCUUAAACUGGACGACAGUCUUGACAUCGAGGACCUCGAGGCCGAAUGUCUAAAGCCAGGCUCAAUGGUCCUCCAGGACAUUGGCCUCGGUAUUCUCAAGUUUCUCUCGUCCCAUCGAGGCCUUACCCACGAUGUGUUCGAAGAGUACACCCGAAGACAGUUCCUUGCCAAAGCCCCCGAGAAAAAUCCAUUCGGAACCGAGGAUCUGCCUACCAAGUUUGCCGACUUCGACGUCUUCACAAAGAUCCGUGUACUCCAGCAAAUGAGCCAGCUUGUCAUGUGUACCCCCGAGCGCCUUCGCGAGAGGACAGAAGAGCAGAAAGAUAUGGACCAGACAAAUUGGCGAAUUGAACCAUACGGAUGGGACAGCGAAGAUCGUACGUACUUCGUAUUAGAUGAUAACCGCAUCUAUCGAUUGACCGAGGCCCCGGCCCCCGCUCCCAAACCCAAGAAGAACACCAAGAAGGCCAAGGCGGUCUCUCGAAGCAGCAAAAGACGUCGCGUCUCGGCAGCGGUCAGUGAGGAUGGCGAUGCUGGCGACGAGGACUCUGUGACAGGGCAACCAGACGGGCCUGAAGAUGACGAUCUUGGCGGAAUGAAAUGGGAAUGCCUCGCCGUCUCCUUAGACGAGGUUCGUCAAUUCCUAGCCACUAUCCAGAAAUCGAAGGAUCCGAAUGAGAAGAUUCUGCGCGAACAAAUCCAGGACCAUCUCGUCCCUAUUCUCGAAAAACAAGAGGAGUCCAAAAAGCGCAAACAGCUACAACGAGAGAAAGAACUUCAGGCACUGGAGAAGAUGGCGCACGCAAAACGAUCCAGCCGUAUUGCCGGCAAGCUAGAGCAACAGAAGGCGGAAGAACAGGCUCGGGAAGAGGAACGCAAGCGGCGAGAAGAGGAGGCUGCCAGGCGAAAAGAAGAGCAACGGCAAGCCAAGAUGGAGAGGGAGAGGGAGCGUCGACUUAUGUCAAGAGAAGAGCGAGUGAAAGAGCGAGAGAUUCGCCGUCUUCAGGCUGAAGAAGAGCUGGCGCAAUUGUCCGAGGACAGCAAAUCCGUCGGCUCAGGACCCGGCCGCAUGUCGGAGCGGCACCGACAAGCAGCGAUUGAGAAGAACAGGAGAGCUCUACAGGAGCUGCAAGACGAGGAAGAUGACUGGAUAUUUGAUUGCAUCUGCGGCGUCUAUGGGCAGGUCGAUGACGGAACACAUAGCGUUGCCUGCGAGAGGUGCAAUGUCUGGCAGCACAGCAAAUGCCUUGGUAUUGCCGAAAAGGACGCUGAGCAAGAAGAUUUCCAUUUCAUCUGCAGCUCUUGUCGCCGAAGCGAGGCAGAGAAACCCCAACAACCCCGGGUUAUCAAGCUGAAGGUCAACCGCCAUGCUUCAUCGUCCCCUCCUCCUCAGCAGGCGGUCAGUGGCAUCUCCCAGUCUCCAGCUGGCCGGUCACAGCUUGUUGUCGAGCUCGAGGCUCGGGCGACGUCUGGAUCGUCUACCGAUCGUAGUAGCGAGGAGAACCCGCGCUCUGGGUCUCAGGAUAGCCCAUCGGGGCAACAAGAGGCAGGGACCGAACCAACCAAUCUUCCCGGUGAGAAGGAGGGUGCGGCAAGACCGGUCACUGCGACGGGGUCUGUUGGGCAUUCGCCAGGGCGACGGGAGAUGAACCCAUUUUCAUCGCCGCAUCCCACUCUGUCUCCUCCCAACCAGUCACCCGGCAAGUUGAGAGCAUAUGACAGCAUAUUUGACCAUUCUGCCCCCUCUCCUGCUGUCGGCCGCGAAAAGUCGGCGCACCUCAGAGAGGAGGGCUCAUUGCCUGUGUUGCCGCCCCCUGCCGGAAACGGUCGUUGGGCCUCGCCCUCAAAGCAACCGCAACGGCCGUCAUCGCCUCUAGGAACAAAGAGCUCUCCUGCCGCAGGCGCCAGAAUAGUGAGCACGCCAUUGCCACAACUGACCCCUGUGCAAUCCGAUCCCCACGCCCGGAAUGGAGUCAUCGACCGGUCAUCACCCUUACCGCCCGCCCGCGGAGGGCUAUCGCCAACCAAGCAUUCGCCGCCUGUACCGCCGCGCCAUCAGGUGAACGGCUCUGCCAGUGCUGGUGCUUCCCCAUCGGGGACUGGUCGCGCCGCUCCAGUCUUCCCCCCUUCGGCAGCCCUUGCCCCUUCCCCUCAACAGCAAAAUUUGGCACCGCCGAUGAAGCCGGUAAAGCCUGUUGAGCCGGCGAAACCGUAGCCACAAACAUAGGAUGGACCGAUGCGUUAGUCAUAUUCAUUGCCAGCUCAAGGUUGAAUGACUCCCCUGGUGGCCACAGGUAGAAAAAUAAAAAAAAUAAAAAACAAGAUAAAAAAAGAAGAAGAAUCAGAUGAACACAAGCUAGUGGCAGGUUUUGCACUGCCAUUUGUGCCAAGUCAUGGAAGCUACAAAAUAGUGGUGUUCGACAUUCGGCUAUUUUUUCCCUUUGGAGGGACGCCGAGAACUGCUCAAAGAAGUGAUC